Messenger RNA from Mus musculus (house mouse), 1781 nucleotides. It is a transcript of the gene Vmn1r235, whose product is annotated as vomeronasal 1 receptor 235. The record is from RefSeq and is marked validated. Bases 333 to 1319 code for a protein of 328 amino acids. Gene Ontology annotation, molecular function: G protein-coupled receptor activity; pheromone receptor activity. Gene Ontology annotation, cellular component: membrane; plasma membrane. Gene Ontology annotation, biological process: sensory perception of chemical stimulus; G protein-coupled receptor signaling pathway; signal transduction. The transcript has 2 exons. Lineage: Eukaryota; Metazoa; Chordata; Mammalia; Rodentia; Muridae.
CAAAUAAACUUCAUUUUUUUUACACAACAGUGUUUCAUGCACGUCUUAUAAAUUCAAAUUUUCCCCAGUCUUACAUCAAACGACAGUAUGUUUAGCUUCUUCUGGUGUGCAUCAGGAGUUAGACAUGUAAUCUGAGCCUGAUAACAAAAUAUUUCUACUGCACUGUAUCUUAAAAUGUAUUGGUGUUUAUUUGCUCACAUUGAAUACAUGUCAUUGUUUUUAACAAUUCAGUGAAAUACUAAACUGUGUUCAUCACAUGGAGCCAGGAAAGAUCGUCUGAAACCAUACAGAGUUGUUCUGAACAGAAAAUUUGGAAUUUUGUUGGGACAGAAAUGCUGUCAGUGCCUCAUCUUCCCCUCCAUGAUUCUCAGGUUCAGCCAUCAGGAAAUGAUGGGAUGACAGCCAGGAAUAUGGCCCUAGGUAUAAUCUUCUUAUCCCAAACUGCACUUGGACUUCUGGGAAAUUCUUCUGUCUUCUUCAAUUACUUAUUGCUUUGUUUUUCGAGGUACAAGCUGAACUCCACAGACUGGAUGUUGAAUUAUUUGGUUGUAGCAAACUUCUUAACUCUGCUGUGCAAAGGAGUGCCCCAGACCAUGGCAGCUUUUGGGCUUAAAGAUUUCCUAAGUGAUUUUGGGUGCAAUCUCCUCUUUUACAUUCACAAAAUGGGCAGGGGUACAUGUAUUUGCAGCAGCAGUUUGAUGAGUGUCUUCCAGGCCAUCACAAUCAGCAACAGGAACUUUAUGUGGAAAGAGUUUAAAGCCAAAUCAUCCAAGUUCAGUGGCUUCUUUCUGUGUCUUUGUUGCACUCUGAACAUCCUCAUGAGUACUUAUAAUCUCUUUUACAUGACUGGAAAAUUGGGCCACAGAAAUAUGACAAUUAUACAAGACUUUGGCUUCUGCUCUGUUUGUCUUGACAAAACUGGACAAAUCCUGCAUACUAUAUUCCUUCCUCUCCCUGAUGUUGUGUAUCUGGGACUCUUGGUCUGGACCAGCAUAUCUACUGUUCUCAUCUUGCACAGGCACAAGCAGAGACUGGAGCACAUUCCCAGAAACAAACAUUCUUCACAAUCAUCCACGGAGUCCAGGGUUAUAAAAACCAUCCUUCUUCAAUUGAGUACAUUUAUGUUAUGUUAUAUAAUUUCCUGCCUCUUUCAACUGUUUCUGUCUUUCUUGCAUAACCCAAGCUGGUUACUCAUAAACAUAUCCAUUGUCAUUUCUGGGUGUUUCCCAGCUAUGAGUCCCUUUCUGCUCAUGAACCACUACUCCAUAGCAUCUAGCCACUGUGUUCCUUGCAUGAGAAAUUGGCAAAACCUGAUAUGAUUAGAAACAUAUAAAUUCAAUGCUUCUGGAUGGUUAUUGACUAAUUCCUUAUGCCACAGAAGUAUAUGCACAUGGUGGACAGUCAUCACCCAUAACAUUGGUGAUUAUGCAUAAACUUUUGUGUUAUAGGAUGUGUAUGUAUCUGUUUCUAGGCAAGUGCAAACAAAUUGCUCACUCAGAUUGUGUUAACCAUACAUCAAGCAAUGUAUUUGUCAUGCAGUUUGUGACAUAUGCAAACUUCAAAGGCUAAAUAUAAACACAUGAAUGUAAAUUUUAGAUUUCUGAAAAAACUUACUGUCACCAUGAUGAACUGACUCUGAACAUCAACUAUAUCCAUGGUUUUAUAUAUAUAUAUUUUUUUGGCAAUUACUUUGAUAUAUCAAAUUUAUUUUUCCUUGCUCUGUGUCUAUGCUUCUAUCUGUAUUUGUAUUUCUUCCAAUAAAUACAGUGUCUAUGGUUUCU